UUAUUCCCAAACCUAAUGGAAAAACCAAUGGAAAAAUUAAUGGAAAAACUUAUGGGCAAACUAAUGGAAAAACUAAUGGGAAAACUAAUGGGAAAGCUAAUAGGAAAACCAAUCAUGAAACAGAUGCUCUAAUUAAAGGUUGCGCUUCAAUGAAUUCAUUAAAAAAUUAUUAA
Messenger RNA from Racocetra persica, 173 nucleotides. NCBI's taxonomy places the organism in Eukaryota, Fungi, Glomeromycota, Glomeromycetes, Diversisporales, Gigasporaceae. The record is from the annotation of a GenBank genome assembly.